ACUUUUUGACCUUCAUCAGGAUCAAUGACUAUGCCAACUACGAACAGCGUCAGGAGUUAAUGAGGAGUUUCAACAGAGACAAGCGGAUAUUCUGCGCCAUCCUCUCGACUCACAGCUGCUCGGCGGGCGUCAGCCUCGUGGAGGCGGACACCGUGGUGUUCUACGACAGCGACCUGAACCCCGUGGUGGACGCGAAGGCCCAGGAAUGGUGCGAUAGGAUUGGGAGGUGCAAGGACGUCCACGUGUACAGGAGCACUUGAUUAGACUCCAGAAGCAGGAACUGCAGCCCCCGCAGCAGCAGAGCCCCAGCUCACCGCGGUCACGUCCCCGCAGCCCCACCACGUGGCCAACCUGCAGGUGGCCCAGCUCACUCGAGUCGCCUGCCAGCUGCAAGGCCCGGGACAGAUGUCGGUGCCCGCACCGCAGACGGCCCAGGCUGCUCUGGCCAAGCCCCCGGUGGUCUCCGUCCCGGCCGCCGUGGUGUCUUCAGCCGCGGUCACGGCACUUCCCGUCAGCAUGGCGGGGACUAGCGUCGAGAUAGGGCAGCCACAGAAAGCCACAGGAGGACAGACCGCGGUCGUGCAGCGGCUCCUAAAACUCAAACACCAGCAGCAGCAGAAAGCGGCGCCGCUCCAGGCCGCCCCGGGCCCCAACGCGCAGAAGGUAAAUACCCGGCAAGUCGCUACUCGGACCCAGCAGCAGACCAGCCCACAACGAAAAGUGAGGUGCAUGCCUCAGCCCAGCACGAAGACCCCGUGUGUGACGGCCCCCGUGUCUCAGGCUCCCAAGGCCCCGGUGACCCAGCAAGUGCAGGGCCAGAUGCAGGUGGCCAAGACCCCUCCGGCGGCUCAGAAGCAAACACCUGCAGAGAACCUUCAGCAGGUAGCAGCCACUGCCCAGCAGGUCCAGGCACAGCCGCAAGGGACGUGUCAGACCAGCUGGCCAAUAGCAAGCUCAGGCGCUUCCUGCAGCCCUGGUGGCUCUGCACAAGUUACUGCACAUUUCCUCCUGCCCUCGUGGUACCUGUUCUCAUGUUGGCUCAGCCUGCACCUGGGAGGUGACAUCACAGAACAAAACCUCCUCACAGUGGUCAAGGCUCCCGACGUGUGUUUUCCACCGUAUUUGCAAUGAAAACUUCUCCUUCCCGGGCAUCUCCCGAGGCCUGAGCUGACUUCCAGGCUGCGUCCGUGCGCUCAGAAGCCCU
Molecule: messenger RNA, 1204 nt
Organism: Propithecus coquereli (Coquerel's sifaka)
Lineage: Eukaryota; Metazoa; Chordata; Mammalia; Primates; Indriidae
Product: E1A-binding protein p400-like
Exons: 11
Coding region: 406-1131 (241 amino acids)
Source: RefSeq, a predicted model, not a curated record